AUGCCAAUUAAGGUAGCAUUAGCAAUUUUCUUAUCCCUUAUCCCUGCAUACGCUCUUAAAGCUAAAGCAGGAAAUGAACUUAUUGAUAUUCCUGAUGAAGUAAAUCAUAUAAAUGCUGUGUAUUAUUCAGGAGCAAAAAAUGAUAGCUAUAUGGAUGCAAUUAAUGAAGUUUUACAAAAACCAGAUGAAAAUUUUAAAUUUUCAGUUUCAAAUGACGCAUACAAAUGCUAUUUUAGCAAAUUCGAUAUUGAAAUUAAUGACGAGCAUAGCGCAAUUCGCAAACUAUUUCGUGAAGAAAAUAAAACAAUAAUAGAAGAUGCUAUAAAGGACUACCAAUUAUUGUUAAUGGGAAAUAUAAAUCAAAGUACUAAAAAAGAAAUAGAUUUGACACAAUUGCCAGAACAUCUUCAACGUAUGGGAGUAAAAUAUUUUGGUGACAUAAGGUCGUCAUUUUUUAAUAAAAAAACCCAUAAUGAAAAGAAAGAUCCAAUGAAUAACGGAGUCGAAAUAAAUUAUGAUGAAAAUGAACUUGACCUAUUAAAAAAUGAAAAUACAGAUUUAUCUAAAGCUAACAAUAAUGAACCUAAUAAAAACAAAUUAAGAAAAAAUGUUAUUAUAUCAUCACAACAAGUUAUAAUACAUAAUAAAAAUGCAAAUGAUGACAUCGAAGAAACAGAAAAUGAAGAAUAUUAUAAGAAUCUUAAUAAAGAAAAAGCUUUAGAAAUAUUAAUAAAAAAUACAAAUUUAAAUAUGAUUGGAGUAUGUACUGCAUUAAAAAAUAAUGAACCUGAAUAUUUGGGUCAAUGUGCAGCUAAACUUAAUAAACAUUAUAGUUCAGUUGCUUGCAAUUCUCAUAAAAGCAAUUUUUUAAGACAUGAUCAAAACAAUAACGAAUUAUCUCCAAUGAUGAUUCAAGACCAAUUAAAUAGUAGAAUGUCUGAAAUGGCCAAAUUUUUUGAAAACCCAGAGGAAGCUGCUGGUAUGUUAUUAUCCGCUUUAAAUAAACCAGGAUUAAUGGAAUCAAUAAAUUCUUUAGAUAUUAUUUCUCAUCUUAAUGAUGACCAAUUCAAUAAAGAUAUGAGCCCAGAAGAAUUAUUCGAUUUAGAUAAUAACGUCAUCCCAAAUCAAUCCACCGAUGACACUGAUUAUGAUCAAACUAAUUAA
Plasmodium vinckei vinckei is the source of this 1164-nucleotide messenger RNA. RefSeq names its product parasitophorous vacuolar protein 1, putative. Bases 1 to 1164 code for a protein of 387 amino acids. The transcript has a single exon. NCBI's taxonomy places the organism in Eukaryota, Apicomplexa, Aconoidasida, Haemosporida, Plasmodiidae. The record is from RefSeq and is a predicted model, not a curated record.